AUGGACAAGCUCUGGCCGCGUAAACCCAUCCAAGAAGUCCCCGUGCCAGGAAAAAUCUACUUCGUCCCAGACGGACGCUACUUCCCCUCCUCCAUCAUCUACGCCCAAAAGCAACAAGUCGGCUUCUUCCGGCACCCUAUCCUGAUCCUCGACGUCGACUCUACCAUCGCCAACUUCUACGCCAUGACCAAAGAGCCCCCCGCCGCCAUCCGCGACCUAAACAUGGCCAUGCGGCUCGGUACCAGCGCCGCAGACGAAGGCCCAGCCGUCCUCCGCCUCGCCCCCGGCUCAGACAUCAUGCUGCAAGAAACCUGGAUCAACCUCGAACAGCGCUUCUUCAUCGAAUGGCGCAACCUCGACGAAUGGGCCGUAAACGUCCAAGUCGACGCCGCCGACUUUUCGAAAAUCGCAAGCCGCGUGGCAGAGCUUGAAGCUCAGCAGAACCGCUUCAUAUACAAACCGCUCCUGCGCGCGAUGAAUGGUAUCCAACCGGGUAUGGUCAUCAUGCUGCCCAACCACCCCGGCUCCGCGACUUUCGGCGCUCCGAUCAUUGUUGUGGAGAAUGAUUAUCCGGACUUCAAGUACUUGCGUGUCAAGCGCUUUGAGGAUAACAUCAAUUUCAAUCCGGCUGCUAAGCGCACAAAGGGCAGUGAGCGCCGCAUGAGUCUGGCGAUAACCAAGACGCUGCGACUGGGACACGACGGCACGCCUGUGAUGCUUCUCGAGCCGGAGUCGCCGGCCAUGCGGGAGGAGUCGCCGGCUCGACACAUGUAG
Messenger RNA from Parastagonospora nodorum SN15, 774 nucleotides. RefSeq lists its product as hypothetical. The record is from RefSeq and is a predicted model, not a curated record. Bases 1 to 774 code for a protein of 257 amino acids. Lineage: Eukaryota; Fungi; Ascomycota; Dothideomycetes; Pleosporales; Phaeosphaeriaceae. The transcript has 2 exons.